AGGUUAAAUAACUCCUAAUUCCAGUCAAUUAAUAAUUUUGACUUUGUCUUAACAGUGGACUAACCGAAUUACUAAUUACGCAAUUUACACUUCAAAGACUAUAACGACACCGCAUUCUGUCAACACAAGAAGACAGGCAAAGUAGAGUGUCCACUGGUUCAGGCCGAAAAAAUCUACCUGUCUCUUCCUCUCCCUAAACGCAGUGAAUGGCCGCCCAUUCUUCUCAUCUUCUGUUUUCUUAACCGUGAACCGCCCAAAAUUUAACCCUAACUGCAAAACCACUUAACAGAAACCAUGAACAUCUACUUCUUCUUAGCUUCACUCUUGGUCUUGACCUCUUUUUCUGUUAUUUUUUCCAUUGAUGAUGAUGUGAAGUGUCUUGAAGGCAUCCAGGCAUCUCUCAAAGACCCUGAAGGGAAGCUUUCCUGGUCCUUCGCCAAUCCCACUGUCGAGUCAAUCUGCAAGCUAAACGGCGUGUCGUGUUGGAACCAGAAGGAGGCCCGAAUCAUCAGUCUGGAUUUAGGUUCAAUGCAACUCUCCGGUCGACUGCCCGAGUCCUUGAACCUCUGUCACAGCUUGCAAACUCUGAAUCUCUCGAAUAACGAUAUCUCCGGGCCGAUUCCGGUGGAGCUCUGCUCCUGGCUGCCUUACAUAGUGACACUUGAUCUCUCAAACAAUCAACUUUCCGGUCCCAUCCCAUCUCAGAUAGUUGGGUGCGAGUAUCUUAACAAGCUUGUCUUAAGUAACAAUAAAUUGUCGGGUUCGAUUCCGUACGAAGUGGGCCGGUUGGAUCGGUUAAGGGAAUUUUCUGUUGCUGGGAAUGCUCUGUCUGGAUCAAUACCGUCUGAUCUUGCGAAAUUUAAAGGAGAAAGUUUUGAAGGGAAUAAAGGACUCUGUGGGAAUCCUUUGGGGAAAUGCCGAGGGUCGCCUGAUGACGUUGUACUUGUCUCUUUAUCAGACAAAGAUAAUUUGUCUUUACUUGAUGAAAUCGGUCAAGUGGAAACGCUGCUAGGGAGAGAAGAAGAUGGUGGUAAGGUCGACUGACAAAGGGAACGACAAUCGAUCAUUGGAGAUGGAA
Mangifera indica (mango) is the source of this 1078-nucleotide messenger RNA. RefSeq names its product probable inactive receptor kinase At1g27190. Lineage: Eukaryota; Viridiplantae; Streptophyta; Magnoliopsida; Sapindales; Anacardiaceae. Gene Ontology annotation, molecular function: protein binding. The record is from RefSeq and is a predicted model, not a curated record. The coding region runs from base 295 to 1044 and encodes 249 amino acids. The transcript is spliced from 2 exons.